Molecule: messenger RNA, 1882 nt
Organism: Sinocyclocheilus rhinocerous
Lineage: Eukaryota; Metazoa; Chordata; Actinopteri; Cypriniformes; Cyprinidae
Gene: crfb12
Product: cytokine receptor family member B12
Exons: 8
Coding region: 252-1634 (460 amino acids)
Biological process (GO): cytokine-mediated signaling pathway
Cellular component (GO): plasma membrane
Molecular function (GO): protein binding; cytokine receptor activity
Source: RefSeq, a predicted model, not a curated record
UGCUUGAAAACAUUGCUUGACGUACCCUCAAGACAUUCUCUGUAGUGAACGAGUGACGCUUUGAUAGCAGUAUAGUAUUUGUCUUGGAUCAUUUGUUUAAACCCAAUCUCAGUAUGCUGCUGGUAUGUAAGAUGGAUCUGCUGUCUUCAGGACUGGCGUUUUAUUUAUAGAAACAGAGUUGACUACAGUGUGGGGCGAUUAAGGAUAAACUUCCAGCCUUUUUUAAAGGUUUGACAUGAUUUAAUGACACGAUGACCCGCUUUCUAGCCUGCAUGUUUGCUUUGCUUCAAAUAUGUCUAACGCCAUCUAAAGCAAUUCUUUCUCCUCCAAAGAAUCUGACUGUGGAAUUAAUGGAUUUUAAGGCUACAGCUGAAUGGCUUCCUGGACAAGGAAAUCCUCCUGACACCAGAUACACCUUGGAGUUUAUAAAUGCACAAAAAAUGGCUGGAGGAAAGUGGAAUCACACUCCACACUGCACUAACACAGCCAUACGGAAAUGCGAACUGACUUUUGAUGGGCAACCUAAUGAGCUUCACUGGAAUUAUUUUGUGAGGGUCAAGACAACAUUUAAAGGAACGAGCUCCAACUGGACAACUACAUCAAAGUCUUUCCAGCCAUAUGGAGACACACUCCUGAGUCCCCCAAAUGUAAAAAUCUCAACUGAACAAAAGUCCAUUAAAAUUAAUUUUAGUCAUUGGCUGGAAUUAAAACCAGACAUCAAACCACUGGAAUACCUGCUGUAUCUUUUUGAGAGCAGUCCUGCAGGGGAAUCAAAGUUUGUAGCACUGAUAUCAGCCUCUGAAUCUCCCCACAUUUUCCAUGAUGUGCCACCUGGCAAGAACUAUUGUGUUAGUGUUUCUGCCAGUCAUCAACAAGCCUCGAAGAACAAUAACUUCAACACCACCAAAUGCGCAUUUCUAUUAGAUUCUACUAGAAGCUUUGUGCUAGUGGUGUGCAUUGUGGCCAUGCUGCUGAUUAUUUUUUCAACUGGGAUUUUUUUGCCUUUUGGUUGUUUUUACCACAUGAGGCUUCAAAUCAAGAAUCUCCGCAUUCCAAAACCUUUGAUUGUUAUUCCAGGAUAUAAAAGGGUCCUAAAACCAACCCCUGAGGAAUCCCAGCCAAUUACAGUGACCCCGCCAAAAAAAGAAAUGAACGCAGAGAGACGUUUUUCUUCAUCGGAAGAAGACUCCAAGGAUGGCUCUAUGUUCUAUCAACCGAGAGAAAACCUUACGUCAUCCAUCGCCAGUGUCAACCCACCAGAACAAGAUGAGGAGGCUGAGGCAUCAAAUCAGUGUGAUGAGUACACACUAGCUAAUGAUAUAGAAGAUAGUGAAGAAAAUGAAAUAUCUGAAAUGGAUGAUGACAGUAUGCAUCCAGGUAGUGAAUCUGAAUCGGGAUCUUUCUGUGCUAAUACUUUAAACAAUUCAACAUCAUCCAAAAUACUACAAACGGUUACUGUGAAUGCGUUUGUAAACUCAGAGAUGGAUAGCAAUUAUGCAGAAGAAACUCUUUCCUGUUCUUCUGGCAGUGGCUGUGAAAGAGAAGUGCCUGCUGAAGAGGAGGAGGAUAGCUUAUUCUUGCCUGAUUCUAACUCAGAGAGUGGCUAUGAACCAAGACAUGACAAAGUAUUAUGAACUUCCAAAUCUCUACUAUCUAAACUAUGAGGGCCCUUAAAGAGGAUAUACAUAUCCUGAACCUACUUCCAAAGGUGGAGUCUGCAACCAAAUUCAAGUAAAAAAGUAUCCACCUUUCACCUGAGCCAUGCAAGUAGACAUGUAAAACUGAAAAUUUAGUGAUGCAGAAGAUCAGAAUAUCCAUGAGGGAAUAACACUUGGUAUAGAAGCAAAAUCUGGGGGUUGUUAUACCUGGAGAGAACUAUCCG